AUGCCUUUUGGCGAGUCCACGCCCUUCAUCCUUAUCGCGCGCUGCCACGUCAAGCAGGACUGCUUAGCUGCCACUCGCCCUCCGCCGGACGCACAGGUGGCCGACAAGGCCGUCAAGGAGAGCGAGCCCGGCAUGCUACACCAUACCUUUGACCAGGACCCGACCGACCCGCUCGCCUUCACGUGGUCCGAGGUGUAUAAGGACGACGCCUCGCUCCUCUGCCACCUCACCAACCCUCCGCUGGUGAAGUUUGUGGAGCAGCACGGCGAGAUGGGCGACGACUUUUCUGUCGAAAUUUACGGCACGAUCGCGCCGGCGACCAAGGAGGCGUGCAACGCGCUCCCCUUCCCGGUCAAGUACUUCGACACCAAGUUCGGCUACUCGCGCGUGGCGUGAGACCUAUACGAUUGUAGAACUAGGAUUCGCGAUGGCACCGCGUCGCGUCUGCGGGCGUGUCACUGCUCCGCGCGGAGGAGAGAGAGAGAGAGAGUACUCCUGAGGAGAGAGCUCGACAUCAGAGGCCGAUCUCUCAACAACAACUAGAGUUGUGUGUGGUCCUGAUGUGUUCAAAAUCUCUCUC
Emiliania huxleyi CCMP1516 is the source of this 580-nucleotide messenger RNA. RefSeq lists its product as hypothetical. The coding region runs from base 1 to 396 and encodes 131 amino acids. The transcript is spliced from 4 exons. The record is from RefSeq and is a predicted model, not a curated record. NCBI's taxonomy places the organism in Eukaryota, Haptophyta, Isochrysidales, Noelaerhabdaceae.